This is a messenger RNA of Chilo suppressalis (striped riceborer), 2465 nucleotides long. The record is from the annotation of a GenBank genome assembly. NCBI's taxonomy places the organism in Eukaryota, Metazoa, Arthropoda, Insecta, Lepidoptera, Crambidae.
ACAAAAAAUGCAAAAAAGCAUAAAUAUAAUGAGAUGUCUCGCGAGUGUUGAUUGGGGCAUGGACCCCAAAUUACUGAACAUGAUUUUUAAAUCCAUUGUUAGAAGCCAUUACGAUUAUGGUUUAAUAAUUUACGGGAAAUUUUUAAGCCAACCUUUAUUUAAGAAAAUAGAAGUAACCCAAAAUAAGGGAUUAAGAAUUAUUACUGGAGCAAUGUGCUCAACUCCUAUAAAUUCACUUGAAAUAGAGGCUGGUAUACCGCCCAUUCUUGUUAGACUACGUUACCUUACUGAAAAGUUUUAUGUUAAAGUUUUAGCGUCUAAAGAAUACUCAAAUUUAUAUAAAAACACAAUAGACUAUUGCAAAAUGAUUAUAUUUUUGAAUUAAAUAAUAUUUGUGAAUGUAUAGACCAUAAAGGCAAAUGGGAUUUAGGCUCAUUAGAAGUACAACUUACUACAGCUUCCAUUCUUUCUGAGAGAAUAUCAAAUAAUAAUGACUUUUUAUAUUUUGUUAAUACUAAGAAAAAAGAAUACCGACGUAUAUAUACAGAUGGAUCUAAAACGGAAAACAGUACAAAAGCAGCAUAUUACGACUCUUUGUCAAAAUUUGGGCGUUGUUUCACUUUAAACGAAAAUUCUUCGAUCUUUACUGCGGAAGCAUAUGCUAUAUGUGCAGCUUUACAGUAUGCCAUUGCUUUAGCUGACAUCAAUAUUUUAAUAGUGACUGACUCAUUAAGUGUUUUAAGUUGCCUAGAAAAUAUUCAUAUAUCCUAUAAGAAUAAUAUAUUUAUUAAUAAAAUAAGACAGUACAUUUACGAUAAUCCUGAAAAACAAAUUGAAUUCUUAUGGGUGCCAUCCCAUAACGGGAUAACAGGGAACGAAACUGUUGACAGAUUAAUGAAAAUUCCAACUCCUGCCUACAUUAAUCCACAAUAUGCAAUUCCACCUGUUCCAAUGACGGAUUACCAUUCAAUUCUGAAGCAUCGCAUGUACAAACAUUGGCAUGAAGAUUGGGAAUUUACCAAACAAUUCAAGGGAAAGUGGUACGCAAGUAUCCAAGAAAAGAUUCCAGUAAAGCCCUGGUACUUCAGUCUUCAAUCUUCAAAUAGAAGAUUCAUAACUACUAUUAACAGGCUCAGAUUAGGUCACGGAAGAUUCGGUGCACAUUUACACAGAUUAAACUUAAAAUCUUCAGGAACUUGUGAAUAUUGCGAAAAUGAUGAAGCUACACUAGAUCACCUUAUUUUACAUUGUCCCGCCUUCAACAUAUCAAGAAUUAUUUUAGUAGAUGGCCUACUCAAGAUAUUUAAAGAUGAUGACAUUCCCCGCCUCUUGCCAUCUAUUCUCAAGAAUUUUGAAACAUGUAAAAUUUUAUAUGACUUCAUUUCCGCUACGUUUAUGCACUUGUAAAAGAAAAAAGAUACCCUUGAAAUGAACUCAUAAUAAUGAAGAAUUGGCUGUAUGGAUUUCAUCCAAGGCCAUUAAACUAUUAAAAAAAAAAAAAACACAUGUGUGAUAAGUUUUGGUGUAUUUAAUUUAUUUUAUCGUAAUUAAAAUAAAUAUGCAGCACGAUGAUGUUGUUUGGGCUAUUAUCAACAAGAGACAUUGUUCACACAAAGUAACAACUAAAACACAGCAUUUUUGCCGAAAUGAAUAUAACCUAACAGGUUUAUGUAGUAGAGCGUCUUGUCCCCUUGCGAAUAGCAAGUAUGCAACAAUCAGAGAAGAAAAUGGAAUCAUUUAUUUAUACAUGCGAACUGCUGAAAGGGUUAUGUUUCCUGCAAAACAAUGGGAAAAGGUGAAAUUAUCCAGAAAUUUUGAAAAAGCUAUAUAUCAGAUAAACGAAAAUCUUUUAUACUGGCCAGCAUUCAUAAAGGCAAAAUGCAAGCAGAGAUUUGUAAAAAUUACACAAUAUCUAAUUCGUAUGAGAAAAUUAAAACUAAGAAGAGUGAAAGAAUUGGUGCCUAUACAAAGAAAGAUUGAGAGGCGUGAAAGAAGAAGGGAAGAAAAGGCACUUGUUGCAGCCAGAAUUGAUAAUGCCAUUGAAAAACAAUUGCUGGAAAGACUUAAAAAGGGCACUUACAAUGAUAUUUAUAACUUUCCACAAAUGGCAUUUGAUGCUGCCCUAAAAGCAGAAGAAAUCUCUGGAGAAAGUGAAAGUGAGAAAGAAGAUGAAGAGGAGAAAGAGAUGGAGAUAGAGCCUGAACUGGAACAAGAAUUAGAGAAAGCAGUAGAAGAAACGGAUGAAUUUGUUGAAGCAGACAGUGAUAUGGAUUCAGAUGAGGAAAGUGACUCUGGAAGAAGAGAAGGUGCUGAUGUUGGUAGUGAUUUUGAAUCGGAGACAUCUGAUAUUGAAGAUGUUGCUAAGAAGUUAGGAAGCAAGAAGAAGCCGCGUGUGGAGAUUGAAUACGAGACAGAACCAGCUGUUAGUAUUUCUAAAAAGAAAAUAAAACAUUGAUUUACAUUCA